Molecule: messenger RNA, 2265 nt
Organism: Daphnia magna
Lineage: Eukaryota; Metazoa; Arthropoda; Branchiopoda; Diplostraca; Daphniidae
Exons: 2
Coding region: 1-2265 (754 amino acids)
Molecular function (GO): nucleic acid binding; zinc ion binding
Source: RefSeq, a predicted model, not a curated record
AUGACACCCAAAGCGUUUAAACCGUAUGGUACCCCACCUCCUUUUGACUUUGAUGAAUACAAGGAUUCGUUCGAGCUAUGGCAGCGUCAAUGGAGCAUAUUCAUGGCACUGUCUACCAUCAACACCUCUCUCCCUCAAACAGAUCGGUCUUCGUACACAGCCAACAUCCUCCUCUCGUGUUUAUCAAAGCCUACACUGCGGGCCAUCUGCUCGAUGGGCCUAUCUGACAUUGAACUGGACGACCCAGACAUCAUCAUCAGUAAGCUUCGUGAACGCUGUAACGCAGGUAGAAAUUGCCAUGUAUGGCGUCAGCAGUUCGCACAUCGUACCCAACGCGAGAAAGAAUCGGCUGAUGGCUGGGUAACUGAACUUCGCGACCUCGCACAGAAAUGCGAAUUCGAUUCAGACUGCUGUGAUAAAUGUCAGGACACGCGACUGCUGGGCCAAAUCAUUUACGGCGUCCACAGCGACGACGUCCGGAAGAAGUUGUUGCAGAAAGGGGCCGCUUUAGAGCUCGACCAAGCCAUAACGAUCCUCCGCACCGCUGAAGCAACACAAUUACAAGCAGCUCACUUGCGGCAAAGCGAUUCACCAUCCAUCCAGCAGGUUAAAACCAAAUCGGGUAAUCCAAACUCCAAACUAGCGGCUCGUCCAUCUCAGCAGGCCAGUCAACGCUAUUCCCGGGGUCCACCAGCUGGUGCCCCUCCGAAUGGUUGCUGGAACUGUGGAGCUGAGUCAUUCCACCAACGGUCCGAAUGCCCAGCUAAUGGGAAAGAGUGUGGUUGCUGUGGAAAGAUCGGCCAUUUCAAGAAAGUAUGUUCUAAAAACGCACCUAAACCAGAGACGGCGGGUAGCAUCAUCAUCGGCUCCAUCAUGACGGGUGAGCUCCUAGAAGCCGAUGUUUCCCCCGCAGGCAGUGAUUCUCGCGUGACAGUGUCUUUUCUACCCGACACGGGCGCUUCUAUUGACGCCAUACCACAUCAACUUUACGAACAGCUGUUCUGCAAAACACCACUCCACCGCGCUCCUAGUCGAGCCAUAACAGCAACUGGUGAAGAAAUCAAGAACCAUGGCACCUUCCAGGCAACCGUUAAGUUAGGACAAACCGCCAAUAACCCAUCGUCGCUGAUUACCAUGCACGUACUAAAAGACCUCCGGCAGCCGGUGUUAUCAAAAGCAACGCAGAAGAAGCUUGGCGUUCUACCUUUGGACUACCCUUACUGGUGCGUCCAGUCAAUCCGCAUCAACGUUUCCCCUCAGCAAAAGGCCGAAAUGUUAAAAUCCCUAAUGGCUCCCCACCCUCUCAUCUUUGAUGGAGUUUGCCGCCCAAUGGCGGGACCUCCGUGCCAUUUUCAGCUGGUAGAGGGGGCGAUUCCAUCCGCAAUGAGAGGAUCACGACCAGUAGCUAUCCCGUUACUACCCAAGCUCAAAACAGAACUGGACAGCCUCGAAGAUCAGCUUGUCAUCUGCAAAGUUGUCGACCCCACAGCAUGGGUUCAGCCUAUUGUCAUCGCACCUAAAAAAGACGGUGGCAUACGCGUGUGUGUGGAUUUUACUCACUUGAACAACUUCAUCAUUCGGCCCAAAUUCGAGACGGCAACACCAUUCCAAGCGGUUCGGACAAUCCCAGCAGGGAUGAAGUUCUUUACUGUCAUCGAUGCCUUCAAAGGCUACCACCAGGUGCCGUUGGACGACGAAUCGGCGGCUAUGACCACUUUCUCCACGCCGUUUGGCCGUUAUAUCCCUUACGAACAUCACCGAAAUGCGCGCGUUCCACGGCCUCUGCCAACAGAUGGGCAACUUCUCGCAGAGUUUAGCAGCUACCCUCCUGCCGCUCACUCCCCUCCUCAAAAAGAUUACCAGUGGGAAUGGACAUCACACCACGAAUCCUCCUUCAAUGAGGCGCGCAAAGAACUUUCUUCAUCAGCGGAGCUCUCAUUUUACGAUCCAGCGCUUCCUACCGCCCUCCAUCUGGACGCCUCCCGCCUUCGUGGCCUCGGAUUUGUGCUUCGCCAGCAGAGCCUCGACGGAAAAUGGAAUGUAGUUCAAGCCGGGUCUCGAUUUUUAUCAGACGCCGAGACCCGCUACGCCAUGAUUGAACUAGAAUGUCUUGGCACAGCAUGGGCAAUGCAGAAAUGUCGGCAAUUCCUCGAAGGGCUACCGUCGUUUCUCCUCCUCACCGAUCGCCGGCCACUCAUCCUUAUUCUCAACGAGUACAGUUUGGACAAACUAGACAACCCCAGAAUCCUGCGCCUCCGUUUAUAA